Messenger RNA from Macadamia integrifolia, 946 nucleotides. RefSeq lists its product as uncharacterized. The coding region runs from base 169 to 573 and encodes 134 amino acids. The record is from RefSeq and is a predicted model, not a curated record. Lineage: Eukaryota; Viridiplantae; Streptophyta; Magnoliopsida; Proteales; Proteaceae. The transcript is spliced from 5 exons.
ACGAGUGAAACGAGGAUUUUUUGCGGAAUGACGAAAAAACCCUAACCAACUUGUUUGUCUCUUAUUACAGUGCACAUUAUCUAACCAAAACAUAACCAGACUACUUCCGUUCGAAAUCCCUCUCUGACAAACUCCGAGAUAUUGGAUAGAGGGCUUUGUCCAAAGAAGAUGUUCCCUCAGCAAUGGUCGUCUCCAUGCAACAGCCAAUGCACCAGCAAAUACGCAGCUCUUACUCAGAUUCCAUGGAGAGUCUUUUGCAAGAAAGGUUGUGACUCUGAUGGAGAGACAUGGGAAGAAUGCUUGGCAGAGUGCAACGAGAUAUGUUAUAAAGAUCCAGUUUUAAAGGACCAUCAGUGGAGUGCGUAUAUUGAUCGUUCACCAGGAGCUGAUAAUUACUCAGUGGAAUGCUUCCAUGCUUGUGUAGCUGGAUGUGGUUACAAGUUUGGCAAAUGCUCGGGGACAGUUGAUCAAGUUCAUCCAAACAGGCCACCCAAGCCCUGCAUAGUGAAAAAACCUCCACCUCCUACAGAACCCAUUGUUACUGAGGAAGACAUACCUUCAACUUCUGCAUAGAAAGGGAAUACAUUAAAUGAUACAUAUGUUUCCUGUUGACUUAAUCUUUUUAAAUAGGUUGCAGGAAUCUUCAACUUACAGAUUGCCAAUUCUGCUUGGCUCAGUUCACUUUUGUAGGUCCUUUGUGAACUUUUACCCAAAAGCAAAUUAUACUCAUACCCAACCUCCUGCCUCUUGCUCCUGCUCUGUUCAUGGAGCUGUCAGUGACCUAACAAUUGGGUUUGGUUGUACUUUUGGUGCUGUCCUUGUAUAACUGAGUUGUAACUUUAUCCCUCCCUCUAAGCAUUUAGGCUCAUCUCUGUAUGAAUGAUAUGUUAAAUAUUAAAUAGUAGUUCUCACUAUUGGAUAUUUAAGUCUUGAUCUGGAUUGGACA